ACCCGUCCAAUUCGCAUUCGACCGACGUCUUGGUUUAAAGAAUCACGGGGACGAGACUUUUGACGAUGACUUGAUUUCUGCCGACUGACUAGACUAGAGCCGCGGUUACCAGCAAAACUGCGUGCAUUACAUAGUAAAGCGAGAUAAGUGCGAGUGAUCUGCUCCAAUUCGUCAUUGUGCAUCAAGAGUUUGUUUGUUAAAUCUCGGGUGAUAAAACAUAAUACUGAAAGAAAGAUAAAAACGGAGAUCUUUCUAGAUUUCCUAGAUUAAUUAGCAGUUUAUAACUACUAUCAAGUCUACUUGAUCACAACCGUGUCAUAUCUGAAUGACUCACGAUUUUAUUGAACUUUCCAACCCAAAAUGAAGCGACAACAGUUUCAAGAACAACAGAAGCAUCAACAGCAACAACAACAACAAGCUGUUAUGCAGGAACAACAGCAACAGUACAUUCAACAACGGACAGAAAGACAAAUAACGCGGCAACAGAUCACCAGUCAGCAGAGAGUUCAAGGGGAGAUUGUUAUGCAAACGACACCAACGGUACCAGUAUUUACGGGCAAGCCCGGGGAUCCCUCACCACCGAUUUUCGAACGAAUCUUUAAAAAUGCAAGAUUCGCGCAGGGCGGCAAUGCGAUUUUUGAAGGUUGCGUCCGAGGUAAUCCAAGACCAACUGUCUCCUGGAUACAUAAAGGAGUAUCGUUGCUAGAAUCGCGGAAGAUUCGGAUGUCUUAUGACGAAAACACUGGAAUUGUCACACUUCAAAUUAAUCAGAUUGGUCCUGGGGACGAGGGCGAAUACACGUGCAGUGCAAAAAACCAAUAUGGCGAAGCUAUUUGCUCAGUUUACAUACAGCCAGAAGGAUUUGAUCUUCCGACAAAACAGCUGACGGAUAAUUACAAGAAAGAAUUUACGCAAAGCUUCCAAUCGAGCGAACAGAAAAUGCAAACUGGAAGUCAAGUCUUCCAACGCAGUUAUCAGCAAACGAUAGAUAAACAAAGUUACGUUAAUGGUACAAUUACGAGCAUUCAAGAUUUUAAGGUUGAUACUUUCGAAUAUAGAUUGUUGCGUGAAUCGGAGUUUCGUGAUUCGAUUACUCGUCGUUUCGCGGGUGAAUCUGAUUUGCAAGUUUCUACGAUAAUUGAUCGUACCUUGGGACCGAUUGCACCUCCACAAAUCACUCAAAAACCCAGAAAUUCAAAACUCGUUGAAGGAUCGGACGCUAUCUUUACUGCAAAGAUAACUGGCAAUCCUAAACCAAGAUUAACAUGGUUUAAAAAUGGACAGAGAAUUCGAGAUUCUCAACGUGUGGAGACAAGUUAUUCAAAUCAGCAGGCUACUUUACGAAUCCGAGUCGCCCUGCCGGAAGAUAGUGGUCAUUAUACAUUGUUGUCUGAGAAUCCUCAAGGUUGUACUGUCAGUUCCGCUUAUUUGGCAAUUGAAUCCAGCGAUCAAGUAGAUCAAGUUCCAUAUCAAACCACACACCAAAGAGAUUUUAUUAAGACUCAACAAGCAGAGUCGGUUACCGAAUCUACUGACUCUAGUAAAGUUCUGCCGCCAAAUUUUGUUCGUACCAUUACAGAUAAGGAAGCUACCGAAGGCAAAAUGACGCGAUUCGACUGUCGCGUAACUGGUCGUCCCUACCCCGAAGUUACUUGGUACAUAAACGGCCAACAAGUUGCCAAUGAUAUGACUCACAAAAUUCUUGUAAAUGAAUCUGGUAACAAUUCGUUGAUGAUCACGAACGUGAGUCGUGUCGACGCUGGCAUAGUAACGUGCGUUGCUCGGAAUAAAGCUGGCGAAACUUCUUGUCAGUGCAACUUGAACGUUAUUGAAAAGGAACAGGUAAUUGCACCGAAAUUUGUUGAACGCUUCGUUACAACAAGCGUGAAAGAAGGCGAACCCGUAGUCUUUAUGGCACGCGCAGUCGGCACGCCGAUUCCACGUAUCACGUGGCAAAAGGAUGGUGUACCGAUAACGCCCAGUUCUGAAAUACGUAUAUCAAGCGAUGAUAGCGGAGCUUCGACUUUAGACAUCCCAUGUGCCAAAUUCUCAGAUGCAGCCUGGUACCAAUGCACAGCUCAAAAUAUAGCCGGUUCUACUGCAACUCGAGCACGGCUUUUCGUUGAGACACCGAAAGGAACAACCCCGGAACCAAGACGCCUGAAUUUACCCCGACCAACGAAAGUUAUCGAACCAGAACCAGCGCCUGGUCCCGAAGUGAUUUAUUUGAGACACGUGGAACGCGCGAAACCUUACUUGCCCCCUCCUGAAGAAGACAAAAUUUACCCGCCGCCACGUUUCAUCAUACCAUUAAAGGACGUUCAUCAAAUCGAAGGUGGACGAAUUCACUUCGAGGCCAGAAUCGAACCGGUGGGCGAUCCCACCAUGAGGGUAGAAUGGUAUGUCAACGGUAGAGCACUCGACGCGAGUUCCCGAGCGACUUCUGUCUUUCGCUUUGGUUUUAUUUCACUCGAUCUCAUUAGCAUUGUUUUGCAAGAUAGCGGGGAAUAUUUGUGCCGCGUCGUAAGCUCGACCGGAGUUGCCGAAUCUCGAGCCACCCUCAGCGUGACCGCACGCGCUACGAUUGAACAAGCGAGCCAACAUCCCGACAGCCUUCAAUAUAUCCAGCAGCUCGAGGAUUACAGUAGGUAUCAAAGACAGGAGAGUGUAGAGGAGACUUCUUCACAGAGGCCAGUUUUCAUUCGUCCGCUUCAGGAUCUUGGUGAACUACAGGAAGGUCGUAACGCUCAUUUUGAGGCACAAUUGACACCUGUUAGCGAUCCUACCAUGAAAGUGGAGUGGUAUAAAGAUGGAAAACCAAUUACAGCCAGCUCAAGAAUUACUAGCAUCUUCAACUUCGGAUACGUCUCACUUAAUAUAAUGCACCUACGGGCUGAAGAUGCAGGUUCUUAUACCGUUAGAGCUGUAAAUCGUUUGGGAGAAGCCGUCAGCACUGCAACUCUUCGUGUCUUUGCGCGUACAAGCGUAACAACAGACUUGGGUAUCCCCGAACAAUCGAGAUACAUUGAGGCCGCCGAGGAAUUGGAAGCCUAUCAACAGGCGAUGCACCAGAAAUACGUGCAGGAGCAGCCUGAACCGAGUAGCCCGCCGGAAUUUAAAUCGCCUAUUAAAGAUCAGAGCGGCAUACGAGAAGGCGGAUUUGCUCAUUUUGAGGCACGUCUCGAGCCAAUCAAUGAUGCUGAUCUCCGUGUCGAAUGGCUGAAAGACGGACGAUCUGUAGAAGCUAGUUCUCGGAUUACAACCUUCUUCAAUUUCGGUUACGUGGCGUUGACCAUCAAAUAUGUAACGAUACAUGACGUCGGCGUAUAUACUUGCCGAGCCUACAACAGAGCCGGCGAAGCUCACACUACAGCUCAAUUAAGUGUAAUCAGUAAGAAUGAUGUUAUUUAUGAUAGCCAGCACCCUACUGGUCUCCAGAAAAUUCAGUCUCUUGAAGAUUCGAGUAGAUAUGCGCGACAGGUUCAGGAGGAAACGCAAAUUACACAGACACCUCGAUUUUUGGGUAAUCUUAAAGGUACCAAUAAGAUUGUAGAAGGUCAACGAGCGCAUUUUGAAGCACGCGUCGAACCACAAAGUGAUCUUACUAUGAAAAUCGAGUGGUAUCACAAUGGCAAACCCAUUACUGCUGCUAAUAGAAUCCAGACGUAUCACGAUUUCGGAUACGUUUCCAUUGAUAUUCUUCAGGUUCGUUCUGAGGAUACUGGCACAUACACCGUUGUGGCUAGAAAUGCCCGCGGAGAAGCUCGUUUAUCCGCCACUAUGACCGUAGAGACACGUUCUAGUAUAGAUACUAGUAGCAUGCACCGUGGCACUUAUGAAAAGACUCAACGUUUAGAAGAAUCCAAGUUUGUCGAGCCACAGUACCACAUCGAAGAAAUUUCUAAAUCAAAACCGAUUUUCAUUCAACCAUUGAGUGAUCCUAAACCAGUUAGCGAAGGCAAAAAUAUUCAUUUGGAAUGUCGUUUGGAGCCGAUGGGCGAUCCAACGAUGAGAGUUGAGUGGUUCCAAAACGGACGUCCGGUUACUGUCGGUUCUAGAUUUAGGACUUACUAUGAUUUCGGAUUCGUUGCACUUGAUAUAGUGCACGCUACCAUUUACGAUUCUGGCGAAUAUACGGUCAGAGCCACUAAUCAUUUAGGUACCGCGCAUACUUCUGCUUGCGUUAGAGUUAUCGGUAGAUCUGACAUCCUUACCGAAACGCAAAAUGAACAAUCACUUGAACAAAUACAAAUGUUGGAGGACACAUCAAGAUAUCGCAAAACUCAGCAAGAGGAAGUCACUGUAAUGCAAGCACCUCAAUUCACUCGACCUCUGCACAAUAUUGAGACAGUAGAACUGACCAAUGUUCAUCUUGAAUGCCGUCUUCAGCCAGUUGGUGACGUGACCAUGAAAGUCGAUUGGUUUGUUAACGGUCGACCAGUCAAGACUGGUCAUCGAUUUAGGCCAUCUUAUGAAUUUGAUUACGUAGCUCUAGAUAUUCUCGGUGUAUAUCCUGAAGAUUCUGGUGUUUACACCUGUCAGGCUAGAAAUCAGCUCGGUGAAGCAGUUACUUCAUGCUCCGUAAGAGUACAUGCCAAAAAGGAUUUACUUCUUGAAUCUCAACAUCCCGAAGGAUUGGAAAGAAUACAAUACUUGGAGGAUGCUUCACGAUACAAAAGACAUGAAUUAAUCGAUGAAGUUGUCAAUGUAAAGCCAAAAUUUAUUACUAAACCGAAAAAUCAAGAGAAUCUUCGAGAAGGACAACAUGCUCAUUUUGAGUGUAAACUGGAGCCGGUAACAGAUCCCAAUUUGAAAGUCGAGUGGUUUAAGAAUGGUCGUCCAGUGACAAUAGGACACCGCUUCCGUCCAAUUCACGAUUUUGGUUAUGUUGCAUUGGAUGUAAUUGAUUUGAUUGCCGAAGACUCUGGAACAUAUACCUGUCGUGCUGUUAAUCUAAUAGGCAGUGAUGAAGUACUCUGCACUUUAACAUGUCGCUCGAGUGCGCAGAUAUUAACGGACACGCAAAAUGAACUUGGAUUCGAACAGAUUCACUAUCUCGAAGAUAAGUCCAAAUAUCAUAGACAAGAAGUAAUUGAAGAAACUACCACUCAAGCGCCUAUUUUUACAACUUCAUUAAAUAACGUCGAAAUCAAAGAGGGUCAACGAGCACACUUUGAAUGUAGACUAAUUCCAGUGUCUGACGCAACGAUGAAAAUCGAGUGGUUUCAUAAUAAUAAACCCGUGAAAGCCGGCUCGAGGUUUAUCGAAACAAAUAGUUUUGGUUUCGUCGCUCUCGAUAUCAUGUACGCAUACCCCGAAGACUCUGGGACAUACACUUGUAGAGCUAAAAAUAUUAUUGGUGAAGCUAUUACUUCCGCAACCGCUAUUGUUCAUUCUAAAAAGUCUAUUUACACGGAGACUCAGAGCGAGGAAACUCUUCAACGUCUUCGUUCAUUGGAGGAUACGUCUCGUUAUCAACGUAAAACCGCAACCGAGGAAAUUAUUACGCAAGCGCCUGUCUUUACGAUGCCGAUAAAGGAUCUUCGUGUUGCUGAGAAUCAGGCAGCGCACUUCGAGGCACGUGUUAUUCCAGUUGGAGAUCCCAAACUUAGGGUAGAAUGGCUACGUAAUGGUGUUCCUAUUUCAGCUUCAAAUCGUGUAACAACUAUGCACGACUUUGGAUACGUUGCCUUAAAUAUGAAGUAUGUCAAUCCUGAAGACUCGGGUACUUACACGUGCCGUGCCACAAAUGAACUUGGAGAAGCAGUUACUUCAGCAACAUUAUUUGUUCAAUCCAAGGCAGCCUUGCAGUUUGAAUCACAACACGAGGGCGCUUUAUCGAAACUCCAAGCCUUGGAAGAUACUACAAAAUAUCAACGACGUGAGGAAGAAGAAAUCGUGGUAAAAGACAAGCCAUCCUUUACGGUGCAAUUGAAUGGACCUACAAAUCUAAUCGAAGGUCAAAGCGCACAUUAUGAGUGUCGCAUAGAACCUUAUCCCGAUCCUAACAUGAAAGUGGAAUGGUUCCAUAAUGGUAAACCAUUAUCCACCGGUCACAGGUACAGAACUAUCUGUGAUUUUGGAUUCGCAUCGUUGGACGUAUUGACCGUAUAUGCUGAAGAUUCGGGCACAUAUACUUGCCAAGCCACCAAUAAAUUGGGAUCGGCGAAGAGCUCGAUUAAUCUUGAUGUAAAGUCUCGAGCAUCAAUUAUUCGUGACACGCAGCAUGAAAGCGCAUUAAAAAAGAUACAAUACCUCGAAGAUGAUUCAAGAUAUAAACGUGUGAUGGAAGAAGAUACGAUUAUCGCCGAGAAACCCACUUUUGGACGACCAUUGAAGAAUAUUGAACAUCUCCCAGAAGGCAAAAGCGCUCAUCUCGAAGCUACACUGACUCCCGUAAACGAUCCGACAAUGAUUGUUGAAUGGUUUAGAGAUGGACGUCCGAUUCCUCAGGGACAUAAAUUUAAAACGACCUACGAUUUUGGAUAUGUUGCUCUCGAUAUUCUUUAUGCUUAUCCUGAAGAUUCGGGUACUUAUAUGUGCAAAGCAAAGAACGCCAUUGGCGAAGCAGUCACUACUUGCGUGAUCAGCGUAGACUCAAAACAAGGUUUAUAUCUCGAUACGUUGGAUGCGCAACGUCUGCAAAAGAUUCGCGAAUUGGAAACUAUCGAAGUUAAAGAAGAAGUUGAAAAGGAGAUCAUUCAUCAAAAACCUAUAUUUUUGACACCAUUGAACAAUCUGGAUCACACACACACACACACACACACACACACACACACCAAAUAAUUAUAUUAGUCUAUCGAUUAAAUAUUUGAAUAUACUGUUUAAUUUAAUAGGUUUGUCAAUGGAGUUGCAAUUAAAACUGGUCAUCGCUUCCGUACAACACAUGAUUUUGGUUAUGUGGCUCUUGAUAUUCUUUAUACCUAUCCUGAAGAUUCUGGUACUUACAUGUGUAAAGCAACCAAUUUGGCUGGAGAAGCCGUUAAUACUUGCACUAUCAAAGUUAGCUCCCGGCGAAGCAUCCUUCUGGAUACUCAACAUCCAGAUGGUUUAGAAAAAAUUCGAGAAUUAGAGGCCCAAGGUCAUCCUGCGCGAUUGGAGAUCGAAGAACCACCAGUAACACCACCAAGAUUUAUCACUGAACUUAGGGGCACAACUGAAGUAUACGAGGGACAAACAGCUCACUUUGAGUGUCAAGUAGAACCUUUGCAUGACGCAAAUUUAAGAAUUGAAUUUUUCCAUAAUGGUAAACCAUUACCAUCGGCAGCCCGUUUCCAUGUGACUUUUGAUUUUGGGUAUGUUGCUUUGGACAUUGGUCAUGCCGUACCUGAAGAUGCAGGACAAUAUUCUGUACGAGCGAUCAACACGCUAGGACAAUGCGUAUCAUCAAUCGAGCUCAAGGUAAUCCCACGAGAUAAUAUUAUUCUGGAUUCCCAACGUCCCGAAGGAAUGGACAAAAUCCGGGAACUUGAAGCCCAACAGCCAUGGAAGAGACCAGAUGUACCAGAGCCUCAAACUCGACAACGACCGGUCUUCACUCAACCUUUGCAAAAUAUUGACAAUAUUGCCGAAGGUCAUACUGCACAUUUCGAAUGCAGACUUAUACCCGUGGGUGAUCCUAUGCUCAAAGUGGAAUGGUUCAGAAAUGAAGUGCCUCUUGAAACAAGUUCGCGGAUUACAAAAGUGCAUGACUUUGGCUAUGUAUCUCUGGAUAUUGCUCAUGUGCGUGAUGAAGAUGAAGGCGUUUAUAUGUGUCGUGCUUCUAAUCCGUUGGGUGAAGCAGUUACCACGGCUUCAAUGAAAAUUAAAACUAAGGCGAGCAUACAAUUAGAUACUCAACAUCCCGAGGCACAACGUAAAAUCGCUCAGCUGGAAGCCAAAGAGACUGGACGACCCGAGGAACCGGAAAAGAUUUUCGAUAAACCGAUUUUCACGCAAUUGCUAACUGGACCAACUGAACUUUGGGAAGGACAAAUGGCGAGAUACGAAUGUAGGGUCGUUCCCGUUGGUGAUGCGAGUUUAAAAUUUGAGUGGUAUAUGAACGGAAUAGAAUUAAAAAUGGGAUCACGUUUCCAUGUGAAUCACGAUUUUGGAUAUGUAACAUUAGACAUUCUAAAAGUUAUCCCUGAAGACUCUGGAGUUUACACUUGCAAAGCGAUUAACAAUGCUGGAGAAGCAGUGUCAUCGAUUUCUCUGAAAGUAAAAGCGCGUUCAGCUAUCGAUUCCGAUAGCAUACAAGCGGACGCGUGGCAGAAGAUUCAAUUGAAAGAAGCAGAAAUGAAUAAAGUGCCGGAAAUGUUUGUUGAUACAACACCGCAGCAAGCGCCAGUUUUCACUAAACAUCUCGAGAGUUUCGACAAAUUGAUAGAGGGCCAACGUGUCUAUUUAGAAGCUCAAGUGGAACCGCGGGCGGAUCCUAACUUGAGGGUAGAAUGGUUCAAAAAUGGUAUAUCUCUUCAAACUGGAACGAGGCUUCGUAGUACGUUUGAUUUUGGUCUAGUAACUUUGUCGAUUAAUGGCCUAAGACCCGACGAUUCCGCAAUUUACACGUGUAAGGCGACUAAUCUUUUGGGAGAAGCCGUAUCGACUUGUAGUUUAAAAAUUGCCGAUCGUCAUUGGUUAUUGGGAGAUACUUUGCAUCCCGACGCUCUCUCAAAAAUUGAUGCUUUGGAACAGCCACAAAUAAUAUCUACCGAACAACCAGAACCUACUUAUGAAGAACCGGUUUUCAUCACUCACUUAAAUAAUGUGGAAUGCAUCGAGGGUGAUAACGCUCAUUUUGAAUGCAACGUAGAACCAUCAAAAGACCCGACUAUGAAGAUUGAAUGGUUCUUGAACAGUAAACCUUUACCGAUUGGUGCGAGAUUCAAGAGCACUUACGACUUUGGUUACGUAGCUCUGGACUUGACUCACGCUUACGAAGAAGAUUCGGGCGUGAUUACGGUUAAAGCUACGAAUUCAAAGGGAAGCGCACAGACAUCAGGUACUUUGAAAUGCACUAGCAAGCAAAAUAUUUAUCUUCAAACGCAACAUCCGCAAGGAGAAGCCGGAUUUGAGAAAGUGAAAGAGGCUGAAGAUGCUUAUCUAUCGAAAUAUAAGAAACCGGAAGAUAGUCCUGAGCACGAAUAUCCUAAGCCGAUCUGGACGGUUCCUCUCCAGUCUGAGUUUAAAUUAGGAGAGUCCGAACCAUUACAUCUAGAAGGACAAGUUGAACCAAAAGAUGAUCCCAAUUUAAAAAUUGAAUGGUACUUUAACGGGAAACCUUUAGAGCAUGGUUCACGUUUUAAAAUGACUAGCGACUUUGGAUUUGUUACUUUAGACUUAACGGAUGUUUAUGAGCGUGAUUCUGGCAUUUACACAUGCAAAGCCUAUAACAAGGCAGGGGAAGCCUUUACUUCAACAACAGUUUAUUGUUCCACGAAAGAAAAUAUCAUAGAAAAGUCACAGCAUCCCAAAGGUAAGGAAGGUCUCGAAGCAAUUCAAGAUCUGGAGGAAUCAUUGAAACGACAAGAAGGUAUUUCACCAGGAGAGGAAGAAGGUCAACCACCAAUGUUUACAUCACAAUUUGAGAAUCUGAGCAAUCUCUCAGAAGGAGAAAUUGCUCACUUUGAAGCAUCUCUCAUUCCCACUGGUGAUCAAACUAUGGUAGUUGAGUGGUUUUAUAAUGGCAAAUCUUUAGAAGCUAGUCAUCGCACGAGAACCGUUUAUGCUUUUGGCAUGGUUGUCCUUGAGGUUCUCGGCACUAAAAUAGAAGAUUCAGGUACUUACACUUGUAGGGCCACUAACAAGUGGGGUAAAGCAGAAAUUAGUGUACAAUUAGAAUGUAUCGAUAAAUCCAAGGGCCAGAAACCUAAAUUCACAACUCAGAUUCAAUCCUUGGAGGGUCUGAAAGAUGGUCAAUCAGCUCAUUUCGAGUGUACUCUAAUCCCAGUGGGUGAUCCUCACAUGAAAGUCGAGUGGUUCCACAAUGGAAAACCUCUACGGCACUCGUCACGUUUCAAAAUGGUCUCUGAUUUUGGCUUCGUAGUUAUGGAUAUUGCUGGUGUGAUGUCUCAUGAUAGCGGGGAAUACGUUUGCAAAGCUAGCAAUAAAUACGGAGAGGAUUAUACAAAAGCCUCGAUCAAAUGCUUUGGCAAGAGCGGAGUUUACUUAGAUUCCCUGCAACCGGACUCGCUAGCUAGAAUCCGAGAGCUUGAGAGUUAUGCCGGAGAACAAGCAACUACACCUACGACUCCCAUUGCCGAACCACCAAAAUUCAUUACGCAAAUUGUUGACAUCACGAAACUAAUAGAAGGACAAUCCGCACACUUUGAGGCGAAACUGACUCCAGUGAAUGAUCCUGACUUGAAAGUCGAGUGGUAUUAUAAUGGCAAGAAACUUCCACAUGGUCAUCGAUAUCGCACUUUUCAUGACUUUGGUAUCGUUAUCUUAGACAUACUUUAUUGUUACGAAGAGAAUUCCGGAGUUUAUGAAUGUAAAGCUGUUAAUAAGUACGGCGAAGAUUCAACAAGAGCAAUGCUCAAAUGCUUCUCUAAGGCUAAUCUUGUUUUGGAAUCCCAACUUCCUAAGGGCAUGGAAGGUGGCCUAGAAAAAAUUCAAAAUCUUGAAGACUCGAUGAUACGUACAAAGGACGAAAAGAUUAUAGAAGAACGUGGCAAGGCUCCCAUGUUCACUGUACCUUUAAGUAACAUUGAUGGCCUACGAGAAGGAGAGAGCGCGCAUUUCGAAGCACGACUAAUUCCCACAGAUGACCCAAAACUAAAAGUCGAAUGGUUCUGGAAUGGUAAACCAUUGCGAACAGGAUCUCGCUUCCGCACCUUUUGCGAUUUUGGUUUCGUCAUUUUAGAGAUCUCUCCCAUCUAUCCAGAGGACUCUGGAGAAUAUAGUUGCAGAGCGACAAAUGACUAUGGCGAGGCGGUGACAACAUGCACAAUGAAAUGUACAGGCAAACGUAGUAUUAUUCUGGAAUCUCAAUUACCUAAGGGUAUGGAAAGUACGAUUGAUAAGAUCGCCGAGUUGGAAGGUCUUGGAGCUGUUCCUGGUCAGAUUAGUCCCGAGGAUGAUACUGGAAGACCACCAGAGUUCAUCACGACUCCUUCUGAUUUGACUUUAGCUGAAAAUUCUCUUGCUCACUUCGAAUGCCGAUUACAGCCAAUUAACGAUUCCAGUAUGAGAGUUGAAUGGUUUCACAAUGGCAAGCCUCUUCUUGCUGGUAGUAGAGUCAAAACAAUUCAUGACUUUGGUUUCGUUAUUCUGGAAGUCGCAAAUUGCUAUCAACGCGAUUCUGGUUUAUACACCUGUAAAGCUACCAAUCGUCACGGUGAAGCCACGGUAUCGUGCAAACUUCAAGUUCGCGGACGUCAAGGUAUUAUCCUGGAGCCUCAGUUACCGAGCAAUUUUAAGACUGGUACAGAAAGUAUUCAGAAAUUGGAAGAGUCCUUAUAUAAGAAAGAUGAAAUUUUGGCGGAGGAAGAAACACCAAAUCCACCAAGAUUUAUCGUCGAACUUAAAGAUAUCGAAGUUGAAGAAGCUGGACCGAGUCACUUCGAUUGUAGAGUUGAACCUGUGGGUGAUCCCACUAUGCGUAUUGAUUGGUUCCACAAUGGACGGCCUUUUGCAACAGGCUCUCGGGUUCAUCAGAUUAAUGAUUUUGGAUUUAUAUCAUUGGAUAUGUCAUACACGUAUGCACGAGAUAGCGGUGAAUAUGUCUGCAGAGCUACUAAUAAAUGGGGCACUGCUACUACCAAAGCUACCAUCACUUGCAAAUCCAAGAAGACAAUAGAUUUUGACUCUCAAUUGCCAAUGGGAAUGAGCGGUGAGAAGCUAAAAGAAUUAGAGCGAGGACCAGUCUCUCAAGCUCCUGCGGAAGAAGCACCGCGACAACCACCUCAUUUUAUCACUCAAAUUCAAUCAACAACAGUCGACGAGGGUGAACCAGUUAGAUUUGAAUGCCGUGUGGAGCCCAAGGAGGAUCCGAAUCUACGUAUCGAAUGGUACAGAAAUGGUAAAUUGAUACCCGCCGGGCACAGAUACAGAACGGUUUACGACAUGGGAUUUGUGUCGAUGGAUAUCUUAUAUGUUUAUCCCGAGGAUUCUGGUGAAUAUGUUUGCAAGGCUAUUAAUGAUCUUGGAGAAGAUAUUACUCGAGCUGCUGUAUCUUGCAAAAAAUUACCAAGUAUCAUUUUGCAAAAUCAAGUACCAAAAGGUAUGAAAAGAUCUGAAGCCUUGAUGCAAAUGGAAGCAACAAUUAAGAAGUAUACUUCCGAAAUUCAUUUAACUGAGGAUGAUUUGUAUGACGCGGACAAAAAGCAGCCCCCUAGAUUUGUCACACAAAUUCAAGAUCAAACCGAUCUUAUUGAAAUGAAUAGCACCAAGUUUGAGUGUCAAUUGGCGCCCGUGGGUGAUCCAAAUAUGAAAGUCGAAUGGUUCUUCAAUGGGAAACCAUUACCUCAUAAGAAUCGAUUUACUCCUAUUUAUGACUUUGGUUAUGUAGCAAUGAAUUUUGGUUGGGUUUAUCCAGAAGAUAGUGGCGAGUAUCUGUGCAGAGCUACAAAUCUUUAUGGAAUGGACGAAACCAGGGCCAUAAUUAGAACUGCGGGAAAACCUGGAAUUAUUUAUGAAUCUCAACUUCCAAAAGGCAUGAAGAGCAUCGAAAAAAUCAGAGAAAUGGAAGCAGCAUGGCAAAUAGUGCCCGAAGAGGAAGGCGAAGAGGAAAAAGUACGCUCGGCGCCAAUUUUUGUAAGUAAACCAGAAGCGGUAACCGUCGAAGAAGGUGAUUGGUCUAGAUUCUGCUGUCGAGUUACUGGACAUCCAAGACCUCGAGUUAUGUGGAUAAUUAAUGGACAUACAGUAGUCAAUGGGUCGCGUUAUAAAUUGACAUACGACGGCAUGUAUCAUCUGGAUAUACCAAAGACUAGACAAUACGACCAUGGUAAAGUGGAAGUAAUUGCAAGGAGUUCUGUUGGUGAAGCACGUACAGAAACGACUUUAACUGUCAAACAGAGAAGCGACGACUACCGGGGUGUAUUGAAAAAUUCACCAAGACCUUGGUACGAUUAUGGCCUAACACAGUAUCAAACCGAACGACAAAAUACAGAAUUGGAGCGCGUGUUCGACGAACGUCACCAAAGCGUUUCCCAAGGAAUCGAAAUUGCCACCGAGCAUCUUGGUCCUAAAGUUAUCAAAGAACCUGAGACUGAAUGGCAAAAAUCUGUAAAGAGUAAGAAAAAUGAAGAUUAUUAUAAUAAGCUGAUGAAUCUUGAAGAAGAACAAAUGCUCAAAGAGACUAGAUUAAGGGAAGCUUCGCAUCAGUUUGCUAUUCCCGGCGACAAGGUUGUUGCACAUUCCUUAGCAAAGGGAAUGGCCCAAAAGUAUGAAGAAAGUUUGGAGGAACAACCUCAGCAAGAAUCGGUACAACCACCUCCGAAAUACAUAAAAAAACCGUUUGUCACCGAGAUAGAUAUAGAUACAGAACGCGUUAAAACUUCGGGAAAAUAUCCACCAGAACCAUCUGAAUCCACAGUUCAUGGCCGUGAAGUUCACGUUGCUAAACAAAAACAGACACAAAAGGAGGUCAAAGGUGACGUAGAAAUAACGAGAAAAAUUACAGCAACGGAAACUACGGAAGUAGAACAUAAAGCAAAAACGCAGGAACGUGUAGUGCAAGGUCAAGUCAAACCUGCCAAGCCGCCAAUUUUUACGAAGAAGAUUCAACCCUGUAGAGCGUUUGAGCAAGAACAAGCUAAAUUUGAAGUCGAAUUUGAUGGCGACCCAUUACCGACUAUCAAAUGGUAUCGCGAAGAUUUUCCUAUACAAAAUUCUGCUGAUCUACAAAUUUAUACUUUUAGCACCAAAUCGGUAUUAAUUAUCAGACAAGUUUUUAUGGAAGACUCUGGUGUCUUUUCCGUUAUUGCUGAAAAUAGAGGAGGCAAAGCCAAAUGUAGUGCCAACUUAGUCGUAGAGGAACGCAGAAGACAGCCUGGGCGAGGUGGCACGAUACCACCUAGUUUCUUAUCCACGAUUCAAUCCACUUCUGUAGCUACUGGACAACUUGCUAGAUUCGAUGCCAAGAUUACCGGCACUAAACCGCUGGAUGUUUACUGGCUUAAGAAUGGUAAAAAAGUAACAGCGGAUAUCCGUUAUAAAACUUUGGAAGAAGAUAAUAUUUAUACACUACUGAUUCUGGAGACAGUACCAGAAGAUACUGCCAAGUACGAAUGUGUUGCGAUUAACAGUGCCGGAGAAGCGCGUUGCGAAGCAGAGUGCACCGUUCGUGGACCUCAAUCUCUAACAAAGAUUGUAAAACCAACAACGCCAACAAUAGAAAAAGCGCCAACUGUUCUGGAACCAUUAAAGGAUCAAACCAUUAAGGAAGGAACUUCCGUCGCUUUCGCCUGCAGGAUUAUAGGAAAGCCUGUUCCUACUGUGCAAUGGAAAAAAGCUGAUAAGGUAAUCAAACCAUCAAAGUACUUCCAAAUGCAGAAAGAAGACGAUUUUUAUACUCUGAGAAUUUCUGAGGCGUUCCCUGAAGAUGAAGGUGUUUAUAAAUGCAUUGCAAAAAAUCCGGCUGGUGAAAUUAUGACAUCUGCCAACCUCAGAGUACUCGCACCUGACACAGCUGAUGUUCUGCCAAAAUUAACACCUUUAAAGGAUCAAAUAGUGGUAGAAGGACAGCCGGCUCAAUUUAAGACUCAAGUGAGUCCGACAAAGCCUAAACCGACGAUUCAAUGGUAUCGAGAAGGUGCCUUAAUCCCACAGUCACCAGAUUUUCAGAUGAUUCAUGAAGGCAACAAUGCGGUGUUACUGAUAGCAACUACCUACGAGGAGGAUACUGGCACCUUCACUUGCCGCGCUACGACAUCUGCCGGUACCGUAGAAACAUCCGCCAAACUCAUCGUCAAAAAGAGAAAAGAAGCCUAUUAUGCGGUUCCCGCGGAAACGGAUGCUAAUAUCGAAGUAGAUACAAAACUUGGUCAAGAACUUGGUUCAAAAGAAGAUAUAGUUCUGAAAUCAUUAGCUUUCGGCGAAAAUGAUUUACCACUUGAAACAUAUUUUCAACCAGGUGAUGAAUCGCUGCCUUGGAGAAAGGGACGUGUUCAACUUCGACAUAAAACUCGCGAUUCACUUCCAUGGCAGAAAAUAAAAACAAAAUCAAGAGAUUCUUCUUUGGAUAAACUUCGAGUUUUCGAGAGUCAAAUAAAACCGUGGACCGAGGAAGAAGUAACUUUGAAGAAAAUUCCCCGAAUUGUUAAGGAUGUAGCAAAAGAAAAGUUGGAAGAAAUUGAUUUGAAGCCGACAAAGAUUGAGAAGAAGGACAUCCAUGGACUUAAUGGAGAAACAAUUAAAUUGAAAUCCGUACCAAAAGAUAAAACAAAGGCCAAAGAACAUGUUACCGACGAUACUGUGACUGAACUUUAUAAAGAGGAAGUGGAUGCUAGUCUGUUAAAAACAUCGCGUCGUUUAGAUGAAACUGUGUCAAAGAAAGAAAAAAAUGAGGAAUCAAAAUGGAAAAAGGAGGAAAUUAUUUCGAAGAAAAUAAAACCAAAGACAAAAAUAACUUCUGAAGUGGAUGUUGUAGAUAAAAUAAAUUUUCUCGAACAAGAGGAUAGUUCUUUGCUCACAAUGUCAAAAGACGAAAAAAUACAAAAAAUAAAAAAAGAAAAACCUGUCAUAGAAAAAAUAAAACAACCCAAGCCUUGGAUGGAAGAAAAAAUUGCUUUGAAAAAAGCAAAACCUAUCCAAAAAGAAGUCCAAAAAGAGACUAUAGAAACAGUAGAUUUAAAAUCAUCUAAAGUCACUAAACCAACGCUCCAAAAACAAAGUUUAGAAAAGGUAGAUCUAAAAUCUGUUACAAAAGAAGAGACGGAAAUUAAUAUAUGUUCAAAAUAUGUUGAACAGGAAGAUACUACAUUACUUCAAGUUUCAACUGAUACACAUGAUGUUACUAAAUUAAAACCAUCAAAACCACAUACAAAUGAAAAAUUAAUACAAGAAGAAAAAAUCGAUGAUAAAAACAUGAUUACAUAUAAGGAAGAAGAAGAUACUGUUUUGCUUAAAGUUAUAUCAGAGCGCGAAACUACAAUCAAUGAUAAAAAAAUAAGCAAGAGAAAGGAAAUACCACAAGAAAAAUUACAGUCAAAAUCAUGGACGGAAGAGAAAAUAAUUUUAAAGAAAACAAAACCAGAAUUAAAAGAAAUACAUAAAAAGACUCACGAGAAAAUAUUAUUGAAACCAGUAUCAAUGACAGACAAAGAAAUAAUGAAAAAAAAAUUAGUUGAAAAAGUUGAUUUGGAACAAGUUAAAACCAAAGGUCCACAAUUAACUGAAAAGAUGCUAUAUCACGAAGAGGAAGAUAAAAUUAUUGUCGAAGUGGACAAAGAUGUUGAAUCAAUUAGAAAUAUGAGAGGCGAAGAAAAGUUUGUGAAAAGAAUGCCAUAUGUCGAAAAGGAAGACACUACAAUAUUAAAUACCAAAACAAUCGAUAGUAUAAUCGAAAGAUCUAAAAAAGAAGUAUUAAUACCAUGGAUUAGGGGCAAAAAGGAAAAAGAAAAGAAAGAAGAUCAAAGAAUAAAAUUAUUACAAUCAACUAAACCUGAAGUUAAAUCGGAAGAGGAUAGAUCUACAGAGAUUUCAGAAAUUCCGUGGCGUCGUAAAUCAAAAUCAUUGACAAUUCAAAAAAUUCCAGAAAUUCAACUUGUUGAAACAAAAUCUGAAGAACAGGCAAAUUUAUUAUUAUGGAAGCAAGAUGAAAAAUCAUCUACCUUUAAUAUUAUAGUUCCAGACAAAUUGGAAGAAUCAAUACAACCCGAUAGCAAAGAAGUUUCUGAAAUAACAUGGCAAAAACCUGAGAAAAGCAAAACGGUCUCAAAGGAAACGUUAAAACCAGAAGUGAUAUCUGAAAAAGUAGAUGACAUUAUUAAUGAAGAUGUAUUUACAGAAAGAAUGGAUUUACCAUGGAAACGUGCAGGAAAAUCAAUACAAGCUGGAGAAAAGCUAGAAGAUGUAAAAUUAAUUAAACAAAAAGCAAAAGAAACAAAACCUGAAGACGUCAUAUUAAAACCUGAAACAGAAUUUCCAAAAGACAAGGAGAAAAAGGAAGAAAUUACAUUAAAAUCGUUCAAGAGAGAAAAACCAAAGCAAAAACCUGAAGAAGUACGAUUGAAACCAAUGAGAAGAAUAGAAAAAUCUGAAGAACCAAAAUCAGAAGAAGUCAUAUUAAAACCUGUGAAAAAGCUUCCAAAAGAGGAAGAAACAAAGGAGGAAAUUACUUUAAAACCAUUCAAGAGAGACAAACUGGAAGAAAAAUCUGAAAAGGUACGACUGAAACCAUUCAAGAAGAAAAAACCAGAGCAAAAACCUGAAGAAGUACGAUUAAAGCCAGUGAGAGGAAUAGAAAAACCUGAAGAAUCAAAACCCGAAGAAGUCGUACUAAAACCUGUAAAGAAACUUCCCAAAGAAGAAGAGACAAAAGAGGAAAUAACUUUAAAACCAUUCAAAAGAGAAAAACCGGAGCAAAAACCUGAAGAGGUACAAUUGAAACCAAUGAGAGGAAUAGAAAAACGUGAAGAAUCAAAACCCGAAGAAGUCGUACUAAAACCUGCAAAGAAACUUCCCAAAGAAGAAGAGACGGAAGAGGAAAUAACUUUAAAACCAUUCAAAAGAGAAAAACCGGAGCAAAAACCUGAAGAGGUACAAUUGAAACCAGUGAGAAGAAUAGAAAAACCUGAAGAAUCAAAACCCGAAGAAGUCGUACUAAAACCUGCAAAGAAACUUCCCAAAGAAGAAGAGACGAAAGAGGAAAUAACUUUAAAAUCAUUCAAAAGAGACAAACCGGAGGAGAAAUCUGAAGAGGUAUUAUUGAGACCAGUGAAAAGAAUAGAGAAACCUGAAGAACCAAAAUCUGAAGAAGUCGUAUUAGAAUCUGUAAAAAAGCUACCUAUACAGGAAGAAGAAACAGUUAUCUCAAAACCAAUAGAAGAGGCAAAAUCCAAAGAAAUAAAAUUAGAAUCAGUUUCAACAGUAACAGACAGAAUAGAGGAUAAAUUUGAAGAAAAAUCGACAGAUGUAACAACUCCAUGGCGACGUAGUAAACGAACAAAAAAAGUCGUUGAUUUUAGAGAAGAAGUUACAGUAGUACCCAUUGAUCAAGAAGAAUCCGUUACAGGGAUUCGUGAUGAAAAAGAGACAAUCAUAAUUUCUUCCGAAGAUACUCAGGAUUUAACUAAAAGUAAAUUGAAACUUAUAUCAUUACCUCAUAAAGAAGAUAGAAUGAUGGAGGAGAUGGUUGCAUCAAAAGAAAUUUCAUGGAGAAAGAAGAAACAUGAAUCUGUUAAAAUAAAAGAAGAAAAAGAAACAGUUGUAUUAAGGCCUGUUGAAAAAUUAUCUGAGGAUAUUGAAAUAAAGCAAGUGGAUAAAGAAGAAAGAUCAGAAGAAAUAUUCAGGGACGAUGAAGUAACUGAAUUAAAACCCAUACAAUUUGCGGAACAAAUAGCUGACAUUUUGGAAGAGAAACAUGAAGAUGUUAUUAAGUCGAUUAAGACAAAAUCUAAAAUUAAAGAAAUUAUACCCAAAGAAGUUAUUACUACUAUUGAUGAAAAAGAAAAUGUAGGAGAUGUCAAGUUACACGGUAAAAUAGAUAUGACACAAAUGGAAGACUAUAAAAGAAAACGCAAACAACAAACUCAAGUUGACAUAUCAAUUAUAGACAAGGACAAAACUAUUGCUCCUAGAUUUAUUCAAAAGUUACAACCUGUUAUUGCUGAAUUGAAGAAUCCUGCUAAAUUUACAUGUACUGUUAUAGGAAACCCAUUUCCUGAAAUUUCUUGGUAUAAAAAUGAGCAAGAACUACAUGCGAGCGAAAGAUAUACUAUGACUAUAUUUGAGACAACAGCAACAUUAGAAAUUACGAAAGUCAAAGAAGAAGAUGCUGGAAUGUAUUCUUGUAGAGCAUCCAAUCCAGCUGGCGUUGCAACAUCCACUGUCAAUCUUGUGAUAUUCGAAAAAGAAGAAGAAGGCAUAGCACCACAUUUCUCAACUCCAAUCAAACCACUAAUGAUCGAAGAACAUACACCUGCCUUAUUGGAAUGUGUUGUAACCGGUGUACCAGUUCCUGAAGUGAAAUGGUAUCGUGGCGAGAAAGAAAUUAAACCAAAUGAAAGAAUCAAGAUGACUUUUAAUCCAACAACUGGAGAAGCUAAGCUAAAAAUAUUAGAACCUGUACCUGAAGACGAAACAAUUUAUCGUGUUCGUGCUGUAAAUAAAUAUGGCCGCGCUGAAUGCAGGACUAAUUUGGUGAUCAGUAACAUUGUUAAAGUGAGCAAACCAGCUGUUCUCAGAGCACCGCGAAUUACACGACCUUUACUUGCUCUGAUAGCUGAGCAUGGAAAACCUCUAAAACUUCUAGCUGAUUUUGAGGGUAUACCGAAGCCAGAAGUCAAGUGGUUCCGUAACGGCAUUGAAAUUACACCGACUGACAAAUACAAGAUAAAUAUUUACGAUAAUACAGCUGAAUUAAAUAUAAAUGAGGUAGCAAAAAAGGAUACAGGUAAAUAUGAAAUAAGAGUUCAGAAUAAAGCUGGCGAAGCAAGAAGCUCGAGUUCCGUUACCAUUAAAGAACGAAAAGAUACUACAAGUGAAGUGAAAGCACCAAUGUUUACGAAAUCGAUUCAGCCCCAACUUGUUGCAGAAGGAGAAGUUGUCAUCAUGGAAACAGGAGUGGAAUCAUAUCCGGCAGCAUCCUUUCAAUGGUUCCACGAAAGCAAACCUCUUGAGUCAACACCGCAGGUAAGAAUCGUAACUCAAGAGAAUCGAUCAAUUUUGAUGGUAAAAGAAGUUACACCGGAACUUGCUGGUAGUUACACCUGUCGUGCUGAAAACGUCGGUGGCUCGGUUACUUGUACGGCCACCGUUAAUUUGACAGAAACAGCAUGGGAAGAGGCAAUAGAAUUAAUUUCACCAACAUUCGUUAAAAGACUGUCACCCGUAAGAGUUAUGGACGGAGAGAGUGUUAACUUAACUUGUGUUGUUGAAGGAAAACCAACGCCUAGAGUAGAUUGGUAUCACAAUAAUAAAUCAAUUAAAGAAGGCAAAGAAAUUGUAAUUGUUCAGGACAUAGAGGGUAUUUGUAGCUUAUCUAUUAGCGAAGUAUUUCCAGAGGAUGCUGGAGAAUAUACUUGUCGUGCUAUUAAUCCUAUUGGUGAGGCUGUUUGUACAUCAUCACUCGUUGUUGAAGCAUACGAGUACGUACCUGACUCGGAAAUUGCAUCUUCGGUAAUCGCGACAUCCCUUACUACGGGACAAAGCGAAUCUGAAGAAGAUCUUUUAUCUCCGAAAGAAAUUCCUAUCUUCGACACUGAUAUAGAAGAAUCUGCACCAGAGAUAAUCAAAAAACUUCCUCAGUUAGUUCCUAUCAAAGAUGGGGAAUUAACUAGAUUGGAAGUAAAAAUGAAAGGCAAACCAAAACCGAAAGGAAAAUGGUAUAAACAGGGCGUAGAAAUUGUCUCAUCACAAGAAUUCCAAAUCGAGGAAUUUGAAGACGGUACAUCAGUAUUGACGAUCGCUGAAACCUUCCCCGAUGACACUGGCGAAAUUAUAUUCGAAGCUCAUAAUCCACUCGGUGUAUCAACCACGACGGCGUAUUUAUCAGUAGAAGGUAUACUCGGAACAAAAGAGUACCGAAAACCAGAAUGGGUUACACAAAUGGAAGAAAUGCAAGAGGCUUUAAAAGGUAAGAUUGGUUUCAUCGUCUGAACAAUUGAUAGCAUGUUGAAUGAUGCAGAGUGCAGUUUUUCAAGUGACAGUCUAGAUAACAUUAAAAAAUAAGAAUUCUCAAAGGGAUAACUCAACUAUGACUAGUGAAUUUUCGUUAAAUAAAAACUUUGAUAAACAUUGGCGACAAUGCCAGAUUGCCUCUAGAUGGAAAUAAAAAUUCUUCAAAAGAAUACUUUCUAUCAAGAGGAUAUUCGAAUUCUAUGGAAGCUUACUAAGAAUAGUAACUAUUCCUGUGAUACAAUACUCCUAUCAGAUUGAUUCAGUAGGACGAUUCAGUAGAAGAAAAGAAGCAAGAGAAAAGAUAUGUUAGGCGUAAAUAUUCUUCAUAUAUAACAUCAUUGAUGAGUGAAAGCAACACAUUUAUCAAAUUUACGAUAAAUAAUACAGUAAAACAAGAUUUUCUGCCAAAAAAAAA
Messenger RNA from Pogonomyrmex barbatus (red harvester ant), 21184 nucleotides. It is a transcript of the gene sls, whose product is annotated as sallimus. Lineage: Eukaryota; Metazoa; Arthropoda; Insecta; Hymenoptera; Formicidae. The record is from RefSeq and is a predicted model, not a curated record. Gene Ontology annotation, molecular function: protein kinase activity; protein binding.